This is a messenger RNA of Eucalyptus grandis, 1236 nucleotides long. RefSeq names its product chitinase CLP. The transcript has a single exon. NCBI's taxonomy places the organism in Eukaryota, Viridiplantae, Streptophyta, Magnoliopsida, Myrtales, Myrtaceae. Bases 1 to 1236 code for a protein of 411 amino acids. Gene Ontology annotation, biological process: proteolysis. Gene Ontology annotation, molecular function: aspartic-type endopeptidase activity. The record is from RefSeq and is a predicted model, not a curated record.
AUGAACACUCUUCUUCUUUUGCUAAUUCUCGCGUGGACAUUAUCCACUGAAGUUUUCGCUCAACCUCCUCACAUUCUUGUAGCACCCAUCCUCCAACACACAGACACAAACACUUCUCUCUACAGCAUCACGCUUAACGGUGGGGAGCAUUAUAUCAUUGAUUUCGACGCUCCUUUUACCUGGUACCAAUGCCAAUCCCCUCAAUUUCCAGUCGGUUGUAACUACGGCGCAUGCUCCACUGCUCGGACCUACAUCCCUCCCUCAUGUCCCGUCAAUAACACGUUUACAGAGAGUCAGUGUUACUGCAACGAUGCGCCCGUGAACCCGAUCACCAAGUCCUGUGCUCCGUCGCAAAUGACCUACAAAGAUAUGGUCCUAUAUUGGACAGAUGGCCGAUCUCUCCUGGGAGCUAUGGAUUUCAAUCGCUUGUAUGUAUCAUGUGCUCCGCUGUCUCUUCUGCAGUCUCUACCUGAAGAAGUGAUUGGCGUUGGUGCCUUGUCGUGGUCUUCUCUCGCUCUGCCAUAUGCAUUCAGCGAUCUUCCUGACCAGUUGGUCGCGAGGAAGUUUGCACUUUGCCUCCCAAGCUCGAGUGAAGCUAGUGGGGCUAUAUUCUUCGGUGAUGGUCCGUACAAUCUUGGUCCUUCGACAGACUUUGAUGCGGCAAAAGUACUCACCUACACUCCUUUGCAAGCUGAUCCAACUUUGCUGGGAUAUUAUAUCAACCUCACUGGCAUAUCGAUCAAUGGGAAGGCCAUGAAUGUUCCACAGAAGAGCUUCAAUGUCAAUCAGAGCGUGAAGCUUAGUACUAUUGUACCAUACACUACACUAAAGAGCAACAUUUACAAGACUUUUAUCAGGGAUUUUAAGAAGGCGGCCAAAGGCAUCGUUCAAGUGACCAAUGUGGAUCCGUUUCGUUUGUGCUUCAAUAUUAGCACUAUGGGAUCGAGCAACAAUGGGCUACACAUUCCCCAGAUCGAUCUGAUGCUAGGAAAAGGAGAGAAAUGGACCAUCUAUCCACCAAACUCGAUAAAGCAAGUCAAUGACAAUGUUGGGUGCUUGGCUUUCGUUGAUGGAGGGGAAACUGCAGAGCAAGCUGUCGUGAUCGGGACGUAUCAAAUUGAGAAUAACUUGCUUCAAUUUGAUUUCAAUCAGUCAAGAUUGGGUUUCAGCUCUUCCUUGCUGCCUUACGGGGCUACAUGUGGUGGCUUCAAUUUCACAGUUUCAGGCAUUGUUUGA